UUGUGACAUUAUAUUUAUAUUAGAAUUUUCAUUAUACUGUAAUGUUAUUAAUAAAUUUAAAUUUUAUUUGUAUUACGGGUGCAGUAUUGAUGGUAAAUGUAGUGUUAAGCGCAUCCAAUAAUAACAAUAACAACAACACUAACACCGAUGCCAUCAGAUAUGAUCCAAACUGGCAGUCACUGGACAAGCGUCCGAUCCCGGGCUGGUUUGAUGAGGCAAAAGUCGGUAUAUUUAUACAUUGGGGCGUAUUUUCGGUGCCGUCCUACGGGGACGAGUGGUUUUGGUAUCGUUGGAAAGCCGAUAAAGUGGACAAUUUUAUUGAGUUUAUGAAAAACAAUUAUCCGCCAAAUUGGACGUAUCAGGACUUUGCCAAACAAUUUACGACAGAAUUUUUCGAUCCCAACCAUUGGGCCGAUGUUUUUAGAUCGGCCGGUGCUAAGUAUGUGGUACUGACCACCAAACACCACGAAGGCUAUACUAUGUGGCCGUCAAAGUACUCGUACAGUUGGAAUGCCAAAGAUGUCGGACCCAAUCGGGAUUUAGUCGGUGAAUUGUCGACAGCUGUCCGUAAUAAGGGUCUCCGGUUUGGUGCCUAUCACUCAUUGAUGGAGUGGUUUAAUCCACUAUUUAUUGAAGACUCAAACAAUGACCAUAAGACACAACAUUUUGUCGAUACCAAAAUACAGCCCGAAUUGCGUGAAUUAGUUAACAAUUAUAAGCCGGAUAUUGUUUGGUCGGACGGUAACGGAGGCGGAGAUCCCAAGUAUUGGAAAAGCGAAGAGUUYUUGGCCUGGCUUUACAACGAUAGUCCCGUAAAGGACACAGUUGUCGUCAAUGACCGAUGGGGUGAGGGUAGUGAUGGACAUCACGGAGAUUUCUAUAACUAUAACGAUAAUUUCAAUCCGGGUAGGAUUAUGCCUCACAAAUGGGAACACAUAAUGUCGGUCAGUAAGGGCUCGUGGGGUUACAAACGUAACGUAAAUCUAUGGGAUUAUAUGCAACCAUUAGAAAUACUGACCUCAUUGGCCCAAACUAUUAGUUGUGGAGGAAAUUUUAUGCUCAAUAUCGGCCCAACCAAAGAGGGAACUAUUACUCCUAUAUUUGAAGAGCGACUUCGAGGACUGGGAGACUGGCUUCGAGUUAAUGGAGAAGCCGUAUACUCAAGUCAACCCUGGGCUCAUGGACCCAAUGAUACGCUUACGAAAAAUGUUUGGUACACUCAAAAAGAUAAGGCUGUUUAUGCUAUAGUAUUGUUUUGGCCAAACAAUAAUAAUGAGGUCGAGUUGGGAUCUGUAUCGUACAGUAGUGUCCAAUCAGUCCAGAUGUUGGGCGUUAAGGAUGAUCUCAAGUAUAGGGUCGGUGGUGGUGAUGAUGGCGAUCAUACUAUUGUUACGUUUCCGUAUAUCAUACCAGAUCCCGAUCCGACACAUCAGGCCCUAAAAGUUGCUUAUGUUAUCAAAAUUAAUACUAAAUAA
Oppia nitens is the source of this 1475-nucleotide messenger RNA. RefSeq names its product tissue alpha-L-fucosidase-like. Gene Ontology annotation, cellular component: lysosome. Gene Ontology annotation, biological process: fucose metabolic process; glycoside catabolic process. Gene Ontology annotation, molecular function: alpha-L-fucosidase activity. Lineage: Eukaryota; Metazoa; Arthropoda; Arachnida; Sarcoptiformes; Oppiidae. The record is from RefSeq and is a predicted model, not a curated record. The transcript is spliced from 8 exons. The coding region runs from base 42 to 1475 and encodes 477 amino acids.